Messenger RNA from Coturnix japonica (Japanese quail), 1274 nucleotides. The record is from RefSeq and is a predicted model, not a curated record. Lineage: Eukaryota; Metazoa; Chordata; Aves; Galliformes; Phasianidae.
CAACAUCUAUGGGGCCGGGCUGACAACAUCUAUGGGGCAGAGGCGGAGGUGAAGGGUGUGACUGAAACUGCUGCUGGGUCACAUGGGGAAGCCGAGGCAGGAACCGGGUGUCGGAGGAGGCAGCGAGUAGGGAGAUGGAAGUGGAGCAGCCCCCCCAAACCUCUGAGCCCCCAACGCUGCUGAAGACCUAUAGAUGGAGAACAACAGCACCCGUGGGUGACAGGGACCCCGCUCGGCCCCGGAGCCGCCUGCAGGGCUGGAAACGAUCCUACAGCCACCCCGAGGCUGAGAGCGUCGAUAACGGUGUGGGGAAGGGCAGCGCCAACAUGGCGGCACCCAAAGGCGGCGCACGACGGUCCCUGUUCCAAAGGGCGUUUUCGGCACCGUCCAAAGGGGCCAAGGAGCCGCGCAGCCCCGAGGGGGGAAAGGGGACCCUACAGAAAUACCUGCGGUCUAUGUCCAAAAGGAAAGGCCAUGGGGAGAACGGGGCCAGGGAGGAGAAGGGGGGUCAUGAGGGCAGCACAGCCCCACAGAGCACCCCCAGCGCCCCCUCCAUCCCAGCACCCGACGUCACAGUGUGGGACGUCUCCAACUUCUCCCUGGUGGACAAACAGCUGGUCCACGUGGGGCGGGACGAGGAGAUUGCAUCCAGGAACAGGAACCGGACCGGGAGCUCAGAGAGCAGCAACGUGCAUCCAAUGGGCGGCAGGAGGGACACGGACCCCGAGGAGCAGAGCGCGAGGACAGCGGGGAAAGGAACCGACAGCGACGGAUCCACCACGUCCCAGUUCAGCAACNNNNAGGGGCUGCUGUGGAAGAGGCUGAGGGAGAGGAAAGGUCGAAUUGUGCCCAAAAAUGAGAGCGUGGCGAUGGCUGGAACGGAUGGAGACAGGGUCCCGAGCCGCUGUGGGUCCCAUGAAUCGCUGCUCCCAGCGCCCAGUGCAGCAGAGCUGGAUCUCAGUGGGGACAACGUCAUCGUGCGCCCGGUGCAUGGGAGUGUCGUGGGGGAGAAGUUCUGCUUCCAGGUAAUGGGGCUGGGGGGCAAGGGCAAGGAGCCCCUAUAUACCCCUAUAGGAGCACCUAUAUACCCCUAUAGAGGCCAACCCAACCACUGCAUCCCCCCCAACAUGGCCAUCCCCCAUCCCACCCCAACCACCAUGACCACCCCACCACAACCAUCAUCCAUCCCACCCCCAUUCCACCCCAACCUCCACAUCCACCCCAACUUGGUCAUCACCCAUCCCACCUCAACCAUCACAUUCAUCCUAUCAUGA